Messenger RNA from Xyrichtys novacula (pearly razorfish), 2679 nucleotides. The record is from the annotation of a GenBank genome assembly. Lineage: Eukaryota; Metazoa; Chordata; Actinopteri; Labriformes; Labridae.
AUGAUUUGUUUCGGUGAAAAUGACACAGACAUGGUUUUGGAGACUGCUUUAUCUGACAGUGAGCUGCGAGACGAGCGUUUGGCUGGAGUAGAAAUCGCGCUUCUCUCCAUCAUCUUCAUCACUGCAGGGCUGCUGAACGCGGGGCUCUUACUGGUGCUGUGGAGGCAAAGACGGCAGCUCUCCAGGAUGCGCGUCUUCGUUUUCCACCUGUGCACCGCUGAUCUGGUGGUGACAUUCUUCCAAGUGUGUCCCCAACUUCUGUGGGAUAUCACAGACAGAUUCGUCGGUCCAGAUCUACUGUGCCGCUUGGUGAAGUACUUGCAGGUUGUCGGGAUGUUUGCCUCUACUUAUAUGAUCGUGGUAAUGACAAUAGACCGAUAUCAAGCUAUUUGUUACCCAGUGGUGACUUUCCAGAGGCGCAGGGCUCGCUGGAACGGUCCGGUGUGCGCCGCCUGGUGCGUCUCUCUCAUCGGCAGCCUUCCACAGAUUUUCAUCUUCUCUCGGGUCGAGGUCGCUCCCGGUGUCUACGACUGCUGGGCAAGGUUCAUUAAGCCGUGGGGACCGAGAGCAUAUGUGACCUGGACCACUCUGGUGAUAUUUGUUCUCCCCAUUCUCACGGUGACUGUCUGCCAAGUGCGCAUCUGCCGAACCUUGCGCCCUAACUUCAGUGUGAAGACACAGCACGUUGGAGAUGUCAUGAGGAAGACCGCAGCUCAAAGAGCCAGCAGCGUGACACGGCUGUCCAGGGCGAGGGCCAAGUCUGCGAGGAUGACUGUGGUCAUCGUGUUUGCAUACAUCAUCUGCUGGACGCCAUUCUUCACCGUGCAGCUCUGGUCUGUUUGGGACGUGGAGGCACCCACACACAGUAAGAUACGAGAGCCCACACAUCAUGCUUUGGGGGUUAAAAAUUACGGUGGCCGAGAACCGCCACUGCUGCAAAAAAAAAAAAAAAUGUAAAAGAAAAAAAAAGGGGGGGGGGGGGGGGUCUUUGCUCGUCUUUUCGUCGUGGUCUUCUGUGCCUAGAUCAUAAAACACCAGUGCCUCAUCAUAAUUGGUCCCAGCAGCUCACUUUUGUUGUGGCUUUUUUUAUUUGCAUCCUUUUAUUUUCGCACUUACAAAUUUUUUAAAUUUUUUAAAUUAAUUUAUAAUAAUAAUUAUUAUUUUGCAUCGCCACAUUUUUUUCAUCAUUAACUUCCAUUGUGGCUUUUUUUCUAAUCUUAUUUUUUUUUUAUCUACACUGUUUCUCUUUAUUUGCACCGGGCUUCGGUUUCUUUUCUUUUUUUAUCAGUAACUUCCGUUGUGGCUUCUUUUAUUUGCAUCCUUUUAUUUUUGCAGUAACUAACUUUUUUAUUUAUUUAUUUAUUGCCACAUUUUUUUUGUCAUUAACUUCUGUUGUGGCUUUUAAUUUUUUUUUUUUUUUUUUUUAAUCUGCACCACCUCUUGUUUUUUAUUUGCACCGGGCUUCGGUUUCUUUUUCUUUUCUUUUUUUUUUCAUUAGUAACUUCCAUUGGGGCUGGUUUUUUUUUUCUGUUUUUUUUUUUCUUUUUUUAAAAAAAUGUUCAUUUGCAGCAGUGGUGGUUCUCGGCCACCGUAUAAAUGAAUGCCCCUUUUUUUCAGAAGUUUGAAAAAAAAUGUAUCCCAUUAGUCAAAGACUUAAAAGUAUAGACAGACAUCAUUAAAUGUUUUAAGAUUUUUCAUCUCUCUGUUGUUGUUUUCCAGCUACAACUUUUACCAUCUUGAUGCUGCUGGCUAGUCUGAACAGCUGUGUGAACCCCUGCAUAUACCUGCUGUUCAAUGGAAAGGUGACCAUGAGACUGUGUGUGAGUGAGCCAGAUCUGAAGGACUACAUGCAUAAGGAGACCACUAUAUGGCCAAUUCCUCCUACAUAACUUUCAAAGGCCUCUCCGGCUGUAGAUCUCUCUAUUUCUCCUCCUCCUCAGACUGUCAGGUUUGGUGUAAAGGUACUUUGGAUCCUUGUAUAUGAAGUGUGGAGACCCAACAUCGCUGUGGCUUUGUAAGUCCCAGCAAAAAUGAUAUUUUUGUGAACCCACAUUGUAGAAAUGAACAGCCUGUGUCAUUUUUGUCAUGCAAAAAACCCAUUGAAAAAUCCACCUUAAGACUAGACUGGGAUAUUGCAGUGAUUAUAAAGCACAAUGCAGUUUAUAUAAAGAUGCUGAUGUGGCACAAAGUUGUUAAUAUUUACAAUACAUAAUCAAUUAUUUUUCUUGCAUUCGGCUCUGACUGAAAUGUCAAGACAACUAUUGGGUAGAUUUCCUUUUAUACAGGUGCAGUGUCAGUAUAUUAAUAAGGUAAUUUUAUCAGAGGACACUGACCAUCAUUUUACCAUUAUGACGCAAUUUGUAUUGUAUUGUGGUGGUUUGUGUAACAGCUGAAAUUGUGAAAUGAAAAUGAGUAAAUUGUGCCAUGUGUUGCAAAGUGUUGGACAUGAAUGUGUCUUACCGUGUUGUAAAUUGUAUGUAGUUCCUGUAUGUCCUCUGAAAAUACAUCCUCAGGCUACAUUUAAGGAGGUAUGAACAUCUGUACAUUGUGUGUUCAAACCUCUGCAUUGGUCAGUGUGAAGAGUCUGAAGAUAUGCAGCACACAUUCACCGUUAAAUGUUAUAGCCUUUCCUCUCAUCACGUGGAUGUGCUGUCAAAUAAAGUUUUGGGGCUUCUCAUU